UUCAUUUCAAAAUUAAAAAAAUAUCGAGAAAACGAAGGAUAAAUCAAAAUCUUGUUGCCCAUUUAGUACUUAGUUCAUGGAUUAUGCUUUGACUGGUUAUAUGUUUAUCGUAUUAGCUUCUGCAAUAGUUGUUGACGGUUACCUGUUUGAUCACUAUUCUCAGGGAAUGGAUUCUAUUCCCGAUGCCAUUGUUCAGUACAUUUUGUCACACUUGAUCAAUGCUCGGGAUGUUGCAGUUUGUAGUUGUGUAUCCAAGAGAUGGAACGAGUCAUUGCUUUACCUUCGAAGUCUCUACUUUCCUCGCAACUCCUUCGAUAGCCACUCUGGCAGUGAUAGCCCGGACACUAUUGUCUUUAAAAUGCUUUGGACAACUGCAUGUUUAGAGGAGCUUGUAGUUUACAGUCCAUUCACCAGUGCAGGCCUUGCUUCGUGGCUAUUACUGGUGCAUUCAUCACUCAAGAAUCUUGAGCUCCGAAUGGAUAAUAUUACUGAUUAUCAGGCAUGUGUUGAUAGCCCUUCCAAAUUGGAUUGCAUUGGUGCAGCUACGAAUUUGGAGUCUUUGAAGCUCUGGGGUGUACUAAUGGCUAAUCCACCCAAGUGGGAUGUUUUUAAAAACCUUCAAAGCCUUGAAAUCGUUGGAGCAAGAUUGGGGGAUACUGCAUUGUCUGCUGCACUUAGGGCAUGCCCUAAUUUGACUAACUUGGUAUUGCUUGGUUGUGAAGGGGUUAGGUCAGUUUCAAUUGACUUGCCGUACUUAGAGCAGUGUAAGCUGGACUUUUAUGGCUUGGGGAAUUGUUCCCUUUCUCUCACUUGUCCGAAAAUUGAACUCCUUGAGGUGCAUGGUUGUAGUUGGAUUAGAGUUCGUGAGGCUACAUGCUUGAGGAACCUUUCGAUUGCCAACAAUGCUGGUAGAGUAUACGUGGUAGACUUUGGGAAGCUUUCAGCCCUUGAAUUCUUGUCCAUAAGGGGGGUUCAAUGGUGUUGGGAUGCAAUUAGAAAAAUGCUAGAAUGGUGUCGUGAGGUGAAGCAUCUCUACAUGAAGGUUGAAUUCACGGGAGAUUUGGAAUCACUCUUACCCUUUCCCGAAGUUGACUUUGUUGUUUUUAAUAGCCAUCCCAAGCUGCAAAAGUUUGAUAUACAUGGUGCCAUGUUCGCUGCUCUUUGCCAGAGAAACAGCCUGAAAAAUGUGGAACCAGGCUUCAUGAUUCCAUGCCUAGAGGAAGUUGUUGUCCAAGUGAGAUCACCAUUAAACGCUGAACAGAAAAUGAGCACACUGGAGUCCAUUUUGAAGUAUGGGAAAAACUUGAAGACAAUGGUAAUAAGGAUUCUUCAAAUGAAGAGCAGCCAUAGCAGCACAGAUGAUUUCUUUGAUGAGAUUUGCAGGCUUAGGUUUAUGAACCGCAAAAUAGUUCAAAUAGAAUAAAGCUGACAAGGGGCACCUUCUUCUCUUUAAUCUUUUUUUUUUUUUUCAGCUUUGAAGUGAACAGUUUUGCCUACUAAUCAAGAAUAGUUCAUAUAGAUGAUUGCUUCAUGAUGGUUCUCAUGGAGAAACUUUCAAGUUUUUAGUUUCAUCUCUAAUGUGGUUGUGUAUUUUGAUCUACCAAUUCUAUGUUAACUUUGGCAUUUGAAGUUUUUGCAUUUGAUAUUCAGUGGGUACUUUACCAAUCGACUGAACAAACGGCUGUGAUACAUGUUUGGCCCGUAGUACUGCACGCCCAAAGGCAAAAGCAAAAGCAAGGCAAAACAGCUGACGGUUGAAUCGGAAGUGCAAAACAGUUUCUUUAUUAAUAUAAAUCUGGUUAAAACAAAUUACAGUGACUGUGCCGUAAAGCAGACUAUGCCAAUAAAAAAAAUCAGUGUAUUUUGCACUUCCACAGUUCCACUUUCCAUCAAAGAACAUGCCGAUUAUAUGACUUGAUGCACACACCCACCAUCAAAUCAAACUAUGAGCUGCGUUCCAUUGGU
Molecule: messenger RNA, 1965 nt
Organism: Durio zibethinus
Lineage: Eukaryota; Viridiplantae; Streptophyta; Magnoliopsida; Malvales; Malvaceae
Source: RefSeq, a predicted model, not a curated record